Peniophora sp. CBMAI 1063 is the source of this 3909-nucleotide messenger RNA. Lineage: Eukaryota; Fungi; Basidiomycota; Agaricomycetes; Russulales; Peniophoraceae. The record is from the annotation of a GenBank genome assembly.
AUGGUUGUACCGCCUCAAUCUAAUGCUUCGAGCUCUGCUGUGGAUGCGGAAAGCAGCUCCGUAGCGCGAGCAGCGUUCACGAAAGAGGCUCUGCGCGCAGGGGUGAUGGCGGGACUUGGCCAUCCCGACUCGAGCGUGGUCACCGCGGAAAUCCUGGGGCAAGAGGUUCUGCGCUUCAUUACUCGAAGGGAUCGUCCAACUGCUGCCAUUGUGCUUCAGCGCGCGAAAUCUGCGCAGGAAGCUGCCGCUGCCGUCGCAUACACUCUCAGCUUAGACGCGCUCGAAUUGGCUUGGUCGAUGCUUCAGACGGAGACGCGCCUAGCUCUUCGUCACAACGACCCGAACUACGUCUUCGACCUCAGAGUCUACAUAUCCUCGCUCUUGCCGACCUUGAAGUUCCCAAACGGGACUUGGGAUUAUGCGAAAGUCCGGGAUUAUAUGUCGAUGGGGUGGCCGGUUGAGCAGCAGACUAGGAGGGAACUCAAGAUGGAAGAACUUGGCCCGUGUCAAUGGUGGCACGCCUUACGGUAUCUGCGAGGCGGUGUCUUGACCCGCGGUGAUAUCAAGCAAGGCGCCCUGGAGUACUUGAGGCACGCGACGGCGACGUAUGCAUCAUUUUCGUCAACUCGUGCAGCACAAUCCGCCGGGCAGGGCAUGCCAGCCGACGACGUGCGGAAUCGCGCUGUGAACUUCGCCGGCCGUCCCUCUCGUCAAGCUGCAGACGCCUCGCUGGCAGCCCUGCAGGCUGCCAUCGUUGUAGACGACCACGACGACGACAACUAUGUCCCACCAGCGCCGGCCGGUUCAAAUGCGGCGCAUGCUGCCCCCGACGCGCAGCAUUCGCGAGGCCCCAGUGCUGCUCCCUCGCCGCCCCCGGCCACUACACGCACCGUGAUCAAGAAGCCGUCGUCGCCGUGGCUGCGGCCAAUUCGUUUUAUUGGCGACGUGACGUUCAAGAUCAUUGACUACGAUGCUCAUGAAGCUCGGCUAUGCAACCGCCCGGCCGGCUCGACCGUGAGGGAGGUGGAGUUAUGGGAGUUGCCCGAGAUGCACGGUCUUGAUCGACGUCGCAUACUCAUUGUCUUAUUUCGGGUACCAUGUGGUAGAUGUGUCACGGCAGGCUGCCGGUGUAUCUAUCGGGGUAAUGACGCCUGCCUCAACUGCUUCUGGUCGAAAUGCAAGUGUAGUGGCGGGACCCCGCCAGAUCUGCACAAUGCGCUGGUCAGAGCCGCAAAGCCAGACAUCACUCUACGUGUGGCGUUGUUGACGAGAAUGGAAGCUAAGGGCUUGAAAUGGCCCAGCAACAUCGAACGCAAUGGCCGCAUAACGACGGGUCUGCCCGCUAUGAGUCUUGACGACGCAAACGCUGCGCACUCCGCUGCCGCGCCAUCGCCGGCUCGGUCUCCCGCUGCCGCACCAUCGCCGGCUCGGUCUCCCGCUGCCGCACCAUCGCCGGCUCGGUCUCCCGCUCCCGCACCGUCGCCGGCUCGGUCUCCCGCUCCCGCAACGUCGCCGGCUCGGUCUCCCGCCCCCGCACCGUCGCCGAUUCCAUCGCCCCCCCCUGCCUCUGGGCGCAUGCCAUGGCCGGCCAACUCCGCUUUGCGCGGCGCAGAGCCGGGGUCGAUUGCUCCCGCCGUUGGCGCCCGGCGUGCAAGCUCGUCGCCGAGAGCAGUUGCAGAGCAGGCAGCAGGUGACUGUCUUCCGGGGAGUAGGAGCGAAGCCGAUCGCGCGACGCUAGAUCACACCUCGUCGGACCAGGCGGCCAGCCGGCCAGAUACGCACAAUGCGGGCACGAUGGCAGCGUCGACGACGGCAUCGCAAGGUCCUGCCCCUCAGAUAUCUGCUAUGGCCGGCGCAGCACCGUCGCCGCCCACCGGCAAUCAGCAUCCCGUGUCAUCCCAGCGUCGCGCAGACGAGAGAGACACGCAGGCUAUGGUGGCGGUGCAACCCCACGAUCACGUUAAAGAUGUUGGCGAGGAUGGGCCGCGCCAGAAGAAGCAUGUCUCAUCUUCCGUCACGCGCUCCGUCUCGGGCGAGAGCGUUCGGAGUCAGCCUUCUGCCGAGCAUGGCCCUGCUUCACGAGCAUCGACAGCAGCGCCGCCGUCACGUCGGUGGACGAUGUCGCCAAGCGAUGUGAACGAUUCCGUCCAGCCGCCCCCUCCGCCGGCUACGAAGGGAGCCGUGAAGGACAAGGGCAAGGCGCCGGCAAUCCCGACGGCCGAUUCUCGACCACGUCGGCUCGUAUUCAACAAUAUUCCGCCCGGCGGUCGCCCAAUACCGCAACUUGGCUCUGUGACCGAAUAUCCCUUCCGCCCAAGGUCUGUAAUCCCUGAUGGCGAUAUGACCGUCGACGGCGCCCCGAAUAUCUCGCACCCGCAACCAUCGCAUGCCAUCCCUCCCCUGAGCAGCAUGAAUCUUCACGGCGACAUCAUGCUGGCAAAUCGUCUCGAGUUCAGCGUACGUCAGGAGUUCCGGGAUGGUCGCGAGCAGUUGCGUCACUGGACCACUGGGACUCUACUGCCCGACGUCGUGCUGCCAAAGCUUGCUGCGCAACAUGCUCCGACCAUGCAGAAGCUUGAUAGGCUUCUCGAAGGUCAAAGAGAGGCGAAUGCGAAGGUCGAGCGGAUGCAGGUGGAUCAGAUCAGUGUGGGUGAGAGGCAGGCGCGCGUCGAGCAGAGACUUCUGGCGUUGGAGGAGCAACGCUUCGCAGCAGGAUCGACGAGAUCGGUUCCGAGUGGGCCCAGUGCCCACGGUAGAACGCCGCAGGUGUCUCAGCCGCGGCUUGCAGGUCACGCCAGUCGCGUCGACAGCGCCUCCGAGCAACCUGUUAGUCUGGCAGACGUCGGGCGCCUCAUUCUGGGGCUGCAGAGUCAGAUGGCCGGCCUCCCAGAUCAGUUUCGCCAAGAAUGGCAAAAGGAGACGGCAGCCAACGCUGAGUCCCUCGUCGGCAUCCGUCAAGAUCUCUCGGCGCUCACUAGUCGCAUGGAUGGCUUUGAGUUGCGCUUCGGCGCCAUGGAGAUCAGCGUAGAUGGCUCAGGACGCAGGGGCGCCGGCAACUCUAACCCUGGCCGUCGCUCAGGGUCGCCAAGCGCCUCAGGCGUAGCUGCGUCAGCACUAGAUGGCGACAUGAUGGAAGAUAUCCAGCUUCAGCUAGCGGAACGUUCCACCGAGGCGGCCACCGGACCUGACGGGACCUCGUCGGCGCCUGACUUUGGAGACACCCGUGACGGGCAUCAAGUUGAGGAACUUACCGCCCCCGGUGCUCCCACGGUCUGCCCUGAUGGCGGCGCUCAGAUUGCCUUGCCUGCGGCUGCUAACGCCCUGGCACACCCCGGUCAUCAGCUCGCUGUAGCGCAGGAAGGAACUGCUGACUGCGGUGGGGUGAGCAGCGGGGGAACCAGGAUCGGCACUCCGCCCGGCACCAGUCUGACGCCGAGCCGGGACUUCGCGCCGUCUUCCCACAGCUCGCCGUCUCGGCAUCUCCCAGGUUCUCGUUCGUCGUCUGGCACACCAGUCCCGCGGCAGAUGCCUGCCCCGGCGCUCGCGCCUGCAACCGCAUCGCCCAUGUCCCCGCUGAGCGAGGUCUCUGAGCGAGGCGCCUCUUCCCACGAAGACGACGGCGACGAGGAAAUGGAGGACGCCGCUGCCUUUAGGGGGCAGAAACGCGGCGCGCAGGACAUCGAAGGUGCAGACGCAGCGCCGUCCCCCAAGCGCCCCCGCGCCCCUUCCCCGAGUGGAUCCGAUGUUGAUGCUGAGGGGGAUACCGAUGCCGAAGAUGACCAGACCCUCGUGGCCGACGAUAGCCGGUCAGUUGGAACCCGCGGCAGUCGUCGCCGUCGGCCGGCGCCUGGGCCUCCUACGCGUCGUCAACCUCCUCGCAGCGCCGCCUCCGCCUCCGCCCAUGUUUGA